This is a messenger RNA of Antechinus flavipes (yellow-footed antechinus), 8765 nucleotides long. Its product is annotated as solute carrier family 15 member 2-like. NCBI's taxonomy places the organism in Eukaryota, Metazoa, Chordata, Mammalia, Dasyuromorphia, Dasyuridae. The record is from RefSeq and is a predicted model, not a curated record. Gene Ontology annotation, molecular function: dipeptide transmembrane transporter activity. The transcript is spliced from 22 exons. Gene Ontology annotation, cellular component: membrane. Gene Ontology annotation, biological process: transmembrane transport. The coding region runs from base 6155 to 8185 and encodes 676 amino acids.
AUCUCCACCAGCAGGGGAAGUCAUUUCUCUUCCUCCCAGCCCUUCACCCCAGCCCCCAGAGUCUUUAUGUUCAGCCAGCCAAGUUUAGUUGAUGGACUGAGGUGACAUGCCAGGUUAACUGCUUCUAUUCCUUAUCCUGUUACAACAUUGCCUACUUUAUGUCAUCGAGAAGACAUGUAAAAUUAGAGAUUGAGCCAGAGAACGUAGCAGUCUUUUUCCAUGUGUAAUUCUUCUACCACUGGUAGGACUCCCUGCCCCUUUUUUGCUGUGCCCUUGCCUUCUAACCACAUUUUACCCAUCCUUUAGGGUUGUCCUGGAGACACUGGGCUAAGAAUCUAGAGGUGGAGGGUACCUCAGAAGUCCUUUCCCCAAUCUUAUUUUACAGAGAAGGAAACUGAUCCAGGGAAUUUGAGUUACCCAAGUGGAUAGUGUCCCUCAUUGUAUGUGCUGCUGAAGAUUUAUCCCCAUUUACCCCUUAAGAGAUUUUUCUUAUAGACUAGAAAAUCUUUUUUCUUUUUGUCUCUUAGCCACCCUUCAUAAUGAUAUUUCUUAUUUUACACAAUGUUUUUCAGAGAAGGUAUUUUUAUAAAACAGGUUCUUAACAAACAAAUCCUAUUCACCUAUAACAAGCAUAUAUUAGCUUUUUAUGUGGUGCACAGUGACAAGUGUUGAGUGAAUUGUAUGAAAUCCCCUUCAUUGAGUUCCCAGUGUUUACAAAGGCACUAGGUCCUGGGUGUUAGGGAUACAAAGCAAAAACAAAACAGUGGAUCCCCAUAAACAGCCAUUUUAAAAGACCAUUGCCCUGCUAUUCUCUAACUUACCAAGCACAGCUCUGGACGUGAAUGUUUUCAAGGUCUCAGAUCUAGGCCAGCAUUUCAUAAUAGAUGAAGUGUCUUGUAUACUUAAGUGUGAGUUUGGAGCCUGCAACAGAUGUUAAAUGCUUGCUUUUUGAAAUAGUGAGAAAGUAGGAAAAUUCAAGUGAUUAUGUAUUCUGUUCUUGUAUUCCUUGUGCACGGGUUUCAUGUCUGCUUUGGUGUGCUGGGAGAGAAGGGGGAUACUGAGAAAUACUCCUUGCCUUCAAGGAAGUUAUCCUCUAUUUGUUAAAGUUAAGCAUGUGUGUGAAACAAACCCCUUCCAGAAGUCGCCGGUGGAGCUUGUUGAUGUCCAGAAGACAAAAAGCCAGGAUUUAAUGUAACAGGUACAGAGAGUGAAGCUUUAAAGGAUGGGUAGAAGUGGGCAAUCAUAAAGGAAUGUUGAGUCGGUGGUAGGAAGAAAAAGGAGAGAAUUAGAAUUGGAAGAAAUAGAUUUCUUGAUUCUUGCAUUUAACUUAGGGAAAGGAAUUCAGUUAAUCAUGAAAAUUCCAUUUGUUAUGACAUUUUAAUUAACAAGUAAUGGCAGCAUGGCUCAAUGGAAAUAUUUUUAAUAUAUUUUUAUUUAAUUGAAGCGAUUGAAUUUCAAUUGUAGCUCUGCCAUUUGCUCCAUUUGUAACUCAGGGCAUGUCAUUUCUUCUCUUUGGGCCUCAGUUUCCUCAGGAAUAAAAUGAGGUGGGACUAAAUGAAUUACUUCUAAGGGCUUUUCCAGUUCUAAACCUCUGAUGCCGAGUACCUGAAAGUGAAAAUGGAUUCAUCAAAAAUAAGACCUGUCAAGUACAGCUGAUAGCAUGAGGGAUGUCUUAAACGUAACAUAGCUGUAUUUCAACAAGAUGUUUGGCAGGACCAGGAUAUGAGGUAUGAACUCUGUAGGAUUGGGACCUUCAGAAUAAUGGAAUCUAGUUCCUUGUACAAAUAAGUUGUUUACUUCAUUUAAACUCUUAACUCAAAAGCCCUUAUGGUCUAGGAAAUCCCUUAGUUCUCAAUGCCUAUAUCAGCCCAGCGCAGGGAGUGGCUAUCUGAACCUUGAGGACCGGUUUGAGAGGUAUGUCACCAAUUUGGAUAUGUAACGUGUGAUAUGGAGCUGCAUUUAAAGCACAUUAAAAAUGUGCUUCCUUCCAUAUAGUACCUGUGCAAUUGUCCUAAACAAAUGCCUAAUCUACUCAAAUGGAAUUGGUGCCUAUUCCUGAGGCUUUGAAACAAAUAGGUCAUUUAUGAAACUCCGGAAUUUCUCAAAUCUCAGAGUUAAGUAGAUGUCAUAAUGCUGGUACUUAAUCUUUAUUCUUGGCUCAGUCUUCCUUCCCUACCUGCCCAGGCUAAGACUUGCUCCUGUCCUAUCCAGAGCAUCCCUCUGAUGUGCUAGAGGGCCUUUAUGUUGUGUGGAGCAAUGCCUUCUGUCUUUACUUGCUCUGGGACCAGUCCCCCUUAGAUUUCUGUCAUAUGUUUCCCUGAUGGAAUCCUUUAAUUCUCAUUGGUUUUACGUUUCAUCCUCUUCAUUGACUGAAUUCCUCUGAUUCAUUUUAGUUCUUUAAUGACUUGUAUAAUCAUACAAUUCUGCAAGUAGAUUAUUGGGAUUAAAAACACAGGAAGAAGAUUGGGGUCACUAAAGAAGGUUUGCAUUUUCAUGAAGGUCAUUGAACUUUCUUUUUAUAUCAUGUGCCAGUAGACAGACGUGUUGGUUAGCCACCUGCACGUUAGUCCAGUUGUUAGUCUGGUUGAGGCAGUAGAUAUUCUUCAUCUACUUCAUCCUGUGCAGAUAAUCGAGCCGAACUCUUGAGUUGUGACAAAUCUCUUCUAGGAAGCUAAGCACCAAUUCAAGAUUUAGUGCAAUGAACAUAAUGUCCUAAACAAACAGAAAUAUCUGGAGGACUUCACCAUGCAUUGGGAAUCCCUCCUGAACUUGCAUUUUGCUGGAUUGGCCCAUCCGUGGGGAACACCUUUGAUGAGCAUACCGGAUGCUGAUAAUGCAAUUUAGACAAUCGAAAGAGGGACUCAAGAGAGGGAAUGUGGGAGAAAGAAAUCGUCUCACAUAAAGAACUUGUAGGUAUGAAAAGUCCCCUAUACUUAUCUCAUUAAAGCCUUAUGACCCUCUAAGGGAAGUGCUAUUAUUUCCAUUUUAUGGAUAAGAAAACAGCUCUCAAAUUGUGACGUAUCCACAGUCUGAGUUAGCAUUUAACUCCAGGUCUUCUAACUUGGGUCUGGUGCUUGAGCCAUCAGGAUAUCAUGCUGCUUUUCUGUUACCUGCCCCAUAUGUAAAUGAAUGCAAAUAAAAAUUCCUUUAGGUUGUCCCUCACUUCUCUGGACAAGCUAUUUUGUAGGUGAGAUGCCAUAUUCUUCACGUAAUGUCUGUGUCCUAUCCUUGUAGCCCUCAAGGUCAUCAAUGUCUCUCUUACAAAAGUGGUACUUAGUAUUGCAUCAAUUCAGCCUUGGAACUCCCCUGAGUGGGCACUUCCCCCAUUACCCUCAAAGAAACAAACCCCAAAAAGGUAAGUGGUACAACCUAAGUAUAAGAUGCAAGAUUUGAGCCCGAAUCUUAGCAAUAAGCUCAGCUCUCCACCCCACCAUGCUGCUUUAGCUGGGGAGUAAAAGCAGAAAGGAUGUUGGUUGUCCAAAGCCUGUGUGAUGGGCUAGCUUUGUCCAGGAGGCUGUUGUCAAGAAGCCCUUGUAAAUUCUGGUCCGGGGGGUGGUGGGGGCAGUGGUAGUGAACCACGAUUUAGCCUUAGGCUGUUAUUUCCCCCGUAUAUCCGCAGCCAGAAUGUUCCCAUCUCACCCACCUUCAAGGUGUGCCUUGUGGACAUCGGCCCCGGCCACGUCCUCGCUCUCUUGUGCUUUAAUGGCACCUUCUGCUUCUGGUAGGAAACCUGAAUGUCGUCCCUGGGAGAGUUCCCGGGGCCAGCUGGAGUGGCCUCUGGCAGAGGCGUAAGAGCGGUCAGUUUCAAGAUGAUUGAAAACUGCCCAGAGAUCAAAUGAUGUCAUUCUAAGAGCCUACUUAGCUUGUCCUUUUGACAGGCAGUAGCAACAGUUGUCAUGGAUAUGGGCUAGGCUCCCUGGUACUUAACCCUUGGAAGGACUAGUAGCCAUCCGGGCUACAUGUAUCUCAGGAGUGGCUAUGACUCCUGAGAAGACACAAAAACUCUGGAUCCCAGGCUGGGAGAUGGCCAGAAAUGGGGUCAAAGUGUCACAACUAACACAAUUCCUCUCAUUCUUCCCAAAAGAAUUUUGUAUUAAAGCUAUCCAAAAGGGGAAUUGGCUGCCUUGAGAAGUAGUGAGCUUCUUCUCACUAGGAGUUUUCAAGCAAAUGAAUGGCCACUUAGUGAAUGUGUUAUAUUAGGGAUUCUUUUUUUUAAUAACUUUUUAUUGACAGUACCCAUGCCUGGGUAAUUUUUUUUUUUAAUUUUAAUAUCUUUUUAUUGAUAGAACGCAUGCCAGGGUAAUUUUUUACAGCAUUAUCCCUUGCAUUCAUUUCUGUUCCGAUUUUUCCCCUUCUUCCCUCCACCCCUUCCCCCAGAUGGCAAGCAGUCCUUUAUAUGUUGAAUAGGUUACAGUAUAUCCUGGAUACAAUAUAUUUGUGCAGAACCGGACAGUUUUCUUGUUGCACAGGGAGAAUUGAAUUCAGAAGGUAUAAAUAACCCGGGAAGAAAAACAAAAAUGCAAGCAGUUUAUAUUCAUUUCCCAGUGUUCUUUCUCUGGGUGUAGCUGCUUCUGUCCAUCCUUGAUCAAUUAAGGCUCUCUUUAUCGAAGAGAUCCACUUCCAUCAGAAUACAUCCUCAAACAGUAUCGUUGUUGAGGUAUAUAAUGAUCUCCUGGUUCUGCUCAUUUCACUCAGCAUCAGUUCAUGUAAGUCUCGCCAGUCCUCUCUGUAUUCAUCCUGCUGGUCAUUCCUUACAGAACAAUAAUAUUCCAUAACAUUCAUAUACUGGGUAAUUUUUUUACAACAUUAUCCCUUGCACUCACUUCUGUUCCGACUUUUCCCCUCCCUCCCUUCACCCCCUCCCCCAGAUGGCAAGCAGUCCUAUACAUUUUGAAUAUGUUACCAUAUAUCCUAGAUACAAUAUAUGUGUGCAGAACCGAAUAGUUUUCUUGUUGCACAAGAAGAAUUGGAUUCAAAAGGUAAAAAAUAACCUGGGAAGAAAAACAAAAAUGCAAAGUUUACAUUCAUUUCCAGUGUUCUUUCUUUGGGUGUAGCUGCUUCUGUCCAUCCUUGAUCAAUUGAAACUGAAUUAGAUCUCUUUGUUAAAGAAAUCUACUUCCAUCAGAAUACAUAUUAGGGAUUCUUAAAUAGAUGGUUUAAAGGCAAAGUCCUCUUUUUUUUACAUUUCUAAACUCCCUGACCAGCAAAAGAAUGAGGAGUUUUAAGGGGUAGUGGAUGGUAUAAAUGGUAGUUGUGAAAUGGAAGAGGAAUAAUGAGAGGUUAGCGCUAUAAAUACACCAUUCUAAUUAAGUUUUCUAAAAAUAGGUAUAUAAUCUAGGAAAAACAGUAUAAAUUCACCCUUUCCCACGCCCUAUCCCCGCAAAAAUCUUGAGCUACUCUGAAACUUGGAAAGUGAUGUUUCUCUCCAUUUGUCACAUCUCUCAUUGCCAUUUGCUGCUUAUAUGUUAAAUUUCCAAUUUUCAAGAGAAAAUCUACUUUGUACCAUUUGAGAAGGGCUUAAGACAAUGAAGUCAGUCAGCUAAUUCUGACUAAUGUGGCAGUUUAAGGAACAGAGAUUAGACUGAAGUAGUUGGGAAAGGUUACAUAGAAGGGUUUGAGGCCUUUAUCUGGACCUUAAAGGAAGGACAAGAUUUGGAAACAUUGAGAGAAGGCAUUUUGGUGGCGGAAACAGCACGAGAAGUAUGGAAGUGGGGAUGUGCCUGUUACUGGGAGCAGCAAAAGAUUCUAAGCUGCUGAAAGUUGUAUGUCCCAAAGCCCUGGAAGUUAAGGUUCAGUAGCCAGAGUAGGUUAUGUAAGGCUUUGAAGGCUAAAGGAUUUCAACUGAAGAUGGGAUUGUGAACUGUUGAUUCAAAAACUGUUGUUUUUGAAGAGUGAUAUGAGAAGAUUCGUAACAAUAGUGUUCACAGUCAUUUGGGAGAGAAACUAGAGGUAGCACCGUUGACUGCUUUUAGGAUUGUUUCUUUGAAGUCAAUCCUAAUCAUUAUUCAGAGAAUAAAAUGUAAGAUUAAAGUGUCAGAACUAGAGAACAACAUAUUACCUAACCCUGAACUGGAAGAUGAACUAGAGAUCCCCAAGAUUCCAUGACCUCUGAGGGCUGGAGGUCCGUUGAAGGUCGUUGGGAGUUACAACUAAGAUGGAAGCUUCCGAUUUUAAAGAUGAUCAUUUAUUAAACCUCAAGAAGAUUAGAAAUAAGUAUCCAGUAUCUGUGAUAAUCUUGGUGUUCGUUAUAUGGGUAUAUACUAUGUGCUACAAUGAAAUAAAGGACCGCCUCGUCAGUGAAAAUUACCUGCAACAAAUUUUCGAAGGAAGUGUGGUCAUCCUGGCUUUUAGUGUCGCUACCCUCAUAGACUCCAGGCUUGGAAAAUACAAUGCCCUCAUCGGAAGCAUCAUAUUCCUAAUACUUACCCAGAUCAUAACGAUUGUGAAAGCAAGCCUGAUAGAAAACUUUUCCAUUAUUUGGAUCUUUGAUAUUAUGGGUUUACUCUGUCUGUCUUUGGCCUUUAGUAUGCAGAUGUCCUGUGAGUAUUGUUUAGCUGGGGACCAGUUUCCAGUGUACCAGGUAAAGGAAAGGAAGAAGGUAUUCUCCGCCUUGUACCUAGUUACAAUCUUUGGGAUCUUCUUUGCUGAUCUCUUCGCCCACGUGAUUUGGGAGAGCAAGUGGUACUCCCAAAGCUACUCCCUGUUAUUCAAUGGCAUCUUAGUCGGCACGAUGACUCUUAUGUUAGUGACAACGUUAUUGUGUAAGAAAUUUUUCUUCAUAGAACGUCCCAAAGGGAGCGCCCUAUUGGAAAUUUUCAAGUGUAUCCUGUUUGCAAUGAAAAAUAAGCUAAUUCACUGUUCUUGGAAGACGCCUAAGAGAGAUCAUUGGCUAGAUUGGGCAUCAGAAAAGUACUCGGAGAAAAAUAUUAAGGCAGUGAAGCUUUUCUUUCGGCUGUUGCUCUUCAUCAUGCCCUUUCCGAUUUUCUGGGCCUUGGUUAACAAACAGGAAAAAAAAUGGGAUUACCAAGCAAUUCAGAUGAGCCGUAUUUUGCAUCGGCAUGACCUACUAGAUGAAAACAUAGAGAACAUGUUUUUUGUUGUCAUCCUGAUCUUACUCGUUGUAUUGGAAAUGAUUCUCCUCCCCUUCAUGGAGCGGCUUGGAAUAAGCUUCUCAUUAAUAAAGAAAAUGGUGAUAGGGAUGCUCUUAAUUUACGUCUCCAGCUUAGGAGCAUUAAUACUAGAAUUACAAAUUCAGAAUUCUACCAGCAUCAAACCUCACUCCAAGCAGAGCUUCCUGAAAAUCCUUAAUGUAGCUGAUCAUGAGUUUGAGAUAGUCUUGUAUAAAAACAACAGCCAUCAGUCUUCUGAAAUAACCUUGGAUGCUAUGUAUCCAGAUUAUGACACUAUAGAUUUGGACUCAGAUGAAGAGUAUUUUCAGAUACAUAUAUCUGACUCUACAUGGUUCAAAAAAGAAGUGAUUCUCCUGAAGGAGAAGACAAUAUAUAUACUAAUUCUGAGUGGAAAGAAGACGUACUCAAUCACCCUGAUGAAGGAGGACACUGAAAAACCAGAGAAUGGACUUGCACAUGUGAGGAUUUUUAAUACUCUGGACAAAGAUAUUUAUCUCAUCUUGCUUGUAGACACCUUCAGGCUCCAGAAACACAAUGGGUACUCUCCACAGCUAAGCAUUAGGAUAAGCAGAAAGGUAAAUCUGUUUUAUAUGAUCGAGGAGAAGAAGGAUGUAUUACAAUUAAAAGCGGGACUGCUGAAAUUUGGAAGCUCUUAUCUGAUCUUCAUUAUUCAGGACGUUCCUGUAGUAAAGAUCCACAAAGUAAAGCUGAUGGAAAUGAAGGCCUUUUCCGUUGGGUGGCAAUUCCCACAAUUAUUUAUAAAGGACGUGGGAAAAUAUUUUCUCACUGUUUCCUGCUUGGAGUUUUUCUACUAUGAGGCUCCACCAGGCUUGAAAGUCACCAUGACAGCUUUGUGGACCAGCAGUCUUUACGGCAGUUAUCUGAUCAUGAAUUUUGUGUCCUACAUCUCCCUCCUGCCUGAGUGGAUUGAGUACUUCUUAAUUUCUUGCAUCCUAUUGAGUGUCAUCAUUGCUUUCUUCAUCAUAAGCUAUUACUACAAAGAAACUUACAGAGAGAACCUGUCUUCUGAAUUCACAGUCAUUGGGAACAGAUGAAGAAAUUAUACAUUUGGCUCAGGUCCAUCAUCCCCAUCCUGGUCAUUUCCCCCUUCUGACCCUCCUAUGAUCAUUCUUUCUCUUCAGCUCUUCUCAAUAGUGCGACACAUUGGCUAGAGUCAAAUUCAUUUAACUCUGGUCAGAAUUUGUGUGCUUUGAAUGGAGAGGUUGGAGAGUCUGAUAUGGAAGAAAAAGUGGGAAGGAAGGGGGAAGAUGGUCCUCACUCAGGAGAAGGAUCCUUGACUGAGAGAAAACUUCAGUCUCCCCAGCUGGGCAGAGUGUAUGGGGGGGGGGUGGGCAUCUGGUAAAGAACAGAGUAAAGGCAAAGAAACAUGGCUGGCUAUGUGACUGGUUUUUGGGAUCAGAAUAAGGGAGGGGGAGUCAGGAAGGAAGUUCCUCGAUCUUGAGUUUGAAUAAAGUGCCAAGUCCCAUAAACCCUUUGAAGACAAACUAAGGUGUUAGGGCUAGCUCCCUAAUUUUUUCACCCUUGCUAUUAUAGGGCAAGCUAUCUGAGGGGAAGGAAAGAAAAAAGGCCAUGGAAACAGAAUAGUGUAAUAUAAUGGAUAGUCAGGAAGAUGUU